AUGGGUGAAUGCUAUCUCUACAGGCUCCCCAACGAGUUACUUCUCCACCUCCUUACGCCCAUACCAACGCCCGAACUCCUACAAUUGACCACGAUAUCGCACCGCAUAUACACGCUCAUCCUACGUAUUCUCCAUAAUCGGCUCACUGCAGCUGCCGAGCUACAUUCGCACUCGGUGCUUCUCGAAUGUUUCCAUCCCUCUGCGAAGCUCACCGAGCCCCCGUACUUCUGUACAUACCGAUGCACCGAUGGCUUGAAGAGUUACGAUGAUUACAACUCUGCUACAAAGGAGGUUGGCAGACUGGCCGAAUACAACAACAUGUACUCGCGCUUCAAGCCCCAUAGGCGCGAUUUGGAAGCGGAUGGCAGGAGAGUGAAGCGCCGACCUGGAGACGUACCUGGCAGUCGUACCUUUCCGGGGGCAGUACAGGAGAGAUACGAAGGCGAGACCGUGAGACAGACACUUGGGUUAGAGGCGCAUGAAUUGUUCACGCAGCUGGUUGCGCAGACGAAUCUUGUCAAGAUCGGUUCUCACAAUCUCUUCACCAACUUUGUUGACAUUGAAGAAGGUGUACUCCGAGUGUGGAGAGAUUGGCUGCGAGACAUUGCGGCGAGGGGCUUGACGGCGAAUACGGAGGUGCCAAAUGAGGUUGUUGAGGAGGUAGGUAAGGGCAAAGAGAUCGUCGUAAGAGAGGUGGAGGACGAGAAAGCAGACUUGGACGAUCCGUGCAUCCUAUGGGUUAGUCCGAGGAAGGACAGCGGCAUACGUUUCAAUGUCAGGGAACGGAAGCUUCGGAGGGACGCUCCGAUCCUCAUCAGCACAGAUGAGGAUAUGCCAGUUACGUAUGAAAUUGAGUACGACGAGCUCCUCAUAAGAACGUCGCAUCUCCUCUUAAUGCUCGAAAGGUCCAUGUCACAGGAGGAUAAUUCAUCUGGUAAAGCGGUUGUCUUCGGAUCUUUCGGAUAA
Molecule: messenger RNA, 966 nt
Organism: Alternaria conjuncta
Lineage: Eukaryota; Fungi; Ascomycota; Dothideomycetes; Pleosporales; Pleosporaceae
Exons: 3
Coding region: 1-966 (321 amino acids)
Molecular function (GO): protein binding
Source: RefSeq, a predicted model, not a curated record